Gossypium arboreum is the source of this 1101-nucleotide messenger RNA. RefSeq names its product serine/threonine-protein phosphatase 7 long form homolog. The transcript is spliced from 5 exons. NCBI's taxonomy places the organism in Eukaryota, Viridiplantae, Streptophyta, Magnoliopsida, Malvales, Malvaceae. The record is from RefSeq and is a predicted model, not a curated record. Bases 1 to 1101 code for a protein of 366 amino acids. Gene Ontology annotation, biological process: meristem development; meristem maintenance.
AUGGCAACGGCUUCAUUGAUUAAGGAAGAUCCUCACAUAGCUGACACAGUCAAUAAAACGGAAUCGUACCGCGUAUUAAGGGGCCGGGUGAAUGGUUUAGGAUAUUCCCCGGAUGCACGACUGAUACCGUACUUAGAGCUAGCUGGAUUUGGGUCAGCAGCAUUGAUCCGGACGUUUGAUUUGCGGUACGAUUUAAUAUCCGCAUUGGUUGAGUGUUGGCGCUCGGAGACCCACACUUUUCAUUUGCCGUGUGGGGAGUGCACUGUCACUCUGGAGGAUGUUGCACUGCAACUUGGGCUCCCAAUCGAUGGGAGUCCGGUAACGGGCGUAAGUGCGAUAGCUGAGCCGGCUGCACUUUGUUAUAGCCUCCUAGGAGCCUCGCCCGGCGAUGAUGAGUCCAAUUUAUCGGGUUUGAAAUUUACAUGGUUGAAAGCAAAUUUUCAGCAUUUACGAGAUAAUGCCACUGAAGAAGAGUUGAUGUGCGCAGCUCGAGCGUAUAUUAUGCAUAUUAUAGGGGGUGUAUUGAUGCCCGAUGCGAACAACAACAGGUCAUGGGCUCUUUAUCGGAUGCCAUUCUUGGCAUCGGUUAGUCACCAGCCAUACGUAUAUCCACUAGUUAACAGAUGGAGUAUUUAUCCGGGUAUCGGGAGGUCGUAUACUGUCCCGAUAUAUCGUUUGUUGAUUGAGCAACAUGCCGGAGAAGGGAUAAGCUAUUCCAAUAUUCGCGACAUACCAGAAAUUGUGGUCGUUAUACCAUUUUCUGCCUAUGUUCAUUCUCAAUUGUGGUGCACUAACGCACCAAUUAUCAAUUUCAAUGUAGUCGAGUGGUACCAUGGGGAUCGAGUACUACGGCAGUUUGGUUGCAUCCAGUAUAUCCCAGAACCGCCAAAGGAGGUGGGGAAGGUUCACGGCAUCAACAAGAGAGGGAAACAUGGAAUGCAUUGGGGGGUUGUGCACCAGAGAUAUAUUGCGGUGUGGGAUAAUCGGAUGGGUCGAAGACCUCGGAUGGAUAUGUCUUCCGAUUUGCAACCAUCGCCGGAGUACAUGCAAUGGUACUUUAGUAUGGGAAAGCCAUAUUUACUUGGUGCCCAAUCAUUGUAG